Molecule: messenger RNA, 1007 nt
Organism: Helianthus annuus (common sunflower)
Lineage: Eukaryota; Viridiplantae; Streptophyta; Magnoliopsida; Asterales; Asteraceae
Product: xyloglucan endotransglucosylase/hydrolase protein 15
Exons: 3
Coding region: 24-845 (273 amino acids)
Biological process (GO): xyloglucan metabolic process; cell wall biogenesis
Cellular component (GO): cell wall; apoplast
Molecular function (GO): xyloglucan:xyloglucosyl transferase activity; hydrolase activity, hydrolyzing O-glycosyl compounds
Source: RefSeq, a predicted model, not a curated record
ACCAACAACUAUCAAGUUAAACGAUGUCGUCUUCUUUUUACUCUCAAGCCAUAACUUUCACUCUUAUAGUCUCUACUCAUUUCUUGCUGGUAGCUUAUAUUGCCGGUGCUACAAACUUUUACAAUGAUUUCGAUUUAACUUGGGGCGGUGGCCGCGGUAAGAUCGCCGGACCUGGAAACAUGCUUACACUCUCUCUGGACCGAGUCUCUGGCUCCGGGUUUCAGUCGAAGAAGGAAUACCACUUCGGUCGAAUCGAUAUGCAACUAAAGCUCGUGGCUGGGAACUCGGCUGGAACGGUUACCGCCUACUAUUUGUCAUCACAAGGUGUAAACCACGAUGAGAUAGAUUUCGAGUUCUUAGGCAAUACAACUGGCGAACCAUACACGCUUCACACCAAUGUUUACACCCAAGGCAAAGGCGAAAGAGAGCAACAAUUUCGGAUGUGGUUUGACCCUACUUCGGAUUUCCACACUUACUCCAUCAUUUGGACUCCUCAAAUAAUCGUAUUUCUUGUAGAUGAUACACCUAUAAGAGAAUUCAAGAACCGAGAAGCAUCUGGUGUUCCUUUUCCAAAAAACCAUCCGAUGAGGCUAUAUUCGAGCUUGUGGAAUGCCGAUGAGUGGGCAACCAGAGGGGGGCUAGUCAAGACCGAUUGGAGUCGUGCCCCUUUCAUGGCUUCAUACCGCAACUUUAAUGUUAGAUCAGCUGGUGUUCUGCCGCAAUCCAAUAUGACCCGUAGGCAAAAACUAAGAUGGGUUCGAAGAAACCACAUGAUCUACAACUAUUGCACUGAUGCUAAGCGGUUCCCGCGAGGGUUUCCUCCUGAAUGCAAGGUUCGCGGCUAGAUAGUGUGCCUGUUCUCUUUACAUGUAUAGAUAUAAUCCUUAUGUGUGUUAUAAAUAUAAUGUAGGAACUAAUAUAUGUAUAGAUCUAUAAUAAUCCUUAUAUAUGUUGUAAUGUGUUAUGUAAAAUGUAACAAAUGGGUGUAUAAUAUUUCGUUAUAUAAA